AUGAGGUCAGAUUUGGCACUGGAUAACAGGGAACUUGUCUCAGGUCAGAGAACUUGUCUCAGGUCAGAGAACUUGUCUCAGGUCAGGGAACUUGUCUCAGGCCAGAGAACUUGUCUCAGGUCAGGGAACUUGUCUCAGGUCAGAGAACUUGUCUCAGUAAGAAAUUCCAUCUGUGCGUACAGUACGCGAUGUGCGGAGAAUUCCUUCUGGUGCUUCCCAAACCUGAGCGGCGCCCAGCCUGUGUGUCACUGUUACCAAGGAUACAGGAAGUCCUCAUUCGUCAGCAAUGGGGUGUGGAACUGCGCAGAUAUUGACGAAUGCGCGGAGGGUAUUGCUCAGUGUGGCGAAAGUUCUCGCUGUGUGAACACACCAGGGAGUUACCAUUGCCAAUGUCCAUCGGGUAUGACGUAUGACGGCCAGAAAUGUUCAGACGUGGAUGAAUGUGGUGGGGGUGAGCACCUGUGUGGGUUCGGAUCUACCUGCGUGAACACCCCUGGGUCAUACCGCUGUACCUGCCUGGACCCCACCAAAUACCUCAUGAGAUCCUCCAAAACCAGCACUUACUUCUGCCACCGUGAUUGUAUAUCAGAAGGUGCCGCCUGUUCCUAUAACAAACUGUGUGUUUGGCAUGAUACCCAGUUCAGCUGUCAGUGUCGGGAAGGUUUUGAACUCUCUGUGGAGCGAUUAUGUGAAGACUGCGACCGGACAGACCCCUGCUCGGAGAACUCCGUGUACUGUACGAGUAACGGCAGGUCACGGUGUAUGUGUCUGGACGGUUACGAGAAAUACAAAUAUGUCGGCAACAGCGGUAUAGCCUGUAAAGAUACUGACGAGUGUAAAGACCCCGAUCGUUGUCGAGACACGGCCGUAUGUGUGAACACUGAGGGUGCCUUCCAGUGUCGCUGCCAGCGAGGGUAUCAAUACAUUGAUCAACAAUGCCAAAAAUGCGAACUGAAAGGAACCUGUGGGACUAACUCUGUGAUCUGUGAACAUGGGGGUAGCACGUCGUGCAUCUGUAAAAAUGGCUACAUCUUCAACAGCACUAGAGGAGGCCGUGUCGACUGUAAAGAUAUAAACGAGUGUUCUGAGACAUCCGGGCCGUGUGGGUCGGGCACAGCUUGUGUGAACACGGAGGGGUCGUACAGCUGUGUGUGUAAGGAAGGCUACAGUCAUCAGACGGGUGAUCCCAAUACGUGUCAGGACAUUGAUGAGUGUCAAAACGGAACUUCAAAUAUCACAAGCUGUUAUGGGAAUAGCAUCUGCACGAAUCUCCCGGGUAGCUAUGAGUGUGUCUGUAUCCAGGGUUACAUGCUUAAUGGAUCAGCCUGCCAGGAUAUAGACGAGUGUGAGGGUGCACACGACUGUGACUUCCCAGCCGUGUGCUCUAACACUAACGGUAGUUACCUGUGUGAGUGCCCGGAUGGGUUUACGGGGGAUGGUUUCUCUUGUGAAGAUAUAGACGAGUGUAAGGGUGCAAACGACUGUGAUCUGUGGGCUCGGUGUUCUAACACCAACGGUAGUUACCUCUGUGAGUGCCCCGAUGGAUAUUCCGGAGACGGGUACUCCUGUCAAGAUAUAGACGAGUGUGAGAGCCUACACGACUGUGAUCCCUGGGCCUUGUGUUCUAAUACUAACGGUAGUUACAUUUGUGAGUGCCUGGAUGGGUUUUCCGGAGACGGAUUUUCUUGUGAAGAUAUUAACGAGUGUGAGGGUACACAUGGCUGUGACCCCCGGGCCGUGUGCUCCAACAAUAACGGUAGUUUCCUUUGUGAGUGCCCAGAAGGGUUUUUCGGGGACGGAUUUUCUUGUCAAGAUAUUGACGAAUGUAAGGACACACACGGCUGUGACCCCCGGGCCGUGUGUUCCAAUACUAACGGUAGUUACCACUGUGGGUGUUCAGAAGGGUUCACUGGAGAUGGGUUUUCGUGUCAAGAUGUAGAUGAGUGUGAGAGUACACACGAAUGUGACCCUCAGGCUGUGUGCUCCAACACUGACGGUAGCUACCUCUGUUUGUGCCCAGAAGGGUUUUCCGGAGAGAGGUUUUCUUGUGAAGAUAUUGAUGAAUGUCAGAACACAACUAUCUGCUAUUCCUAUGGCGCUUGCAAUAACCUUCUGGGUAGCUAUGAGUGCGUCUGCGCCUCGGGCUACUCACUAAAUGGAUCAGCCUGUCAGGAUAUAGACGAGUGUGAGGGUGCAAACGACUGUGACCCCCAGGCCGUAUGUUCUAACACUAACGGUAGUUACGUGUGCGAAUGCCCAGAGGGGUUUUCCGGAGACGGAUUCACUUGUCAAGACAUUGACGAGUGUCAGCGACUUAACCAGUGUGGGUUGUGGGCCCAGUGCACGAACACUAAUGGCAGCUUCGCCUGUGACUGUAUGGAAGGCUAUGCUGGGGAUGGUUACAACUGUCAAGAUAUAGAUGAAUGUAGCGAGAAUAGCGCUUGUGGAGAGGAUGAAGAUUGUGUUAAUAAGCUCGGGGAUUACGAGUGCCGGCCAAAGUCUACUACCGUGAGUGAGACAGCCAAAAACGCAAGUGCCAUUGGGACCCGAUGUGGAAGCAGCAUACUGGUGUUGAUCGUCUUGCGAUAUAUUGUAUGA
Liolophura sinensis is the source of this 2598-nucleotide messenger RNA. Its product is annotated as fibrillin-1-like. Gene Ontology annotation, molecular function: calcium ion binding. The coding region runs from base 1 to 2598 and encodes 865 amino acids. NCBI's taxonomy places the organism in Eukaryota, Metazoa, Mollusca, Polyplacophora, Chitonida, Chitonidae. The record is from RefSeq and is a predicted model, not a curated record. The transcript is spliced from 21 exons.